UGCAGCAAAGACGAGUUUCUGGUGGAGAUUCUGAGCGUCGCGGGUGGAGAUGUCGCAGCAGCAGGUCAGGAGGCCGUCCGGCAACAAGAACAUCAAGAAGCUGCGAGCCAUCAGCGCGGUGUGCAGCCUGACCAGCAGCUGGCAGCAGUGGGUGGUGGACAACGAGGCCAAGCAGGCCAGCGAGCCCAGUGGCUGGGCGCCACCUUCAAUGGGAGGACCGCAGGACGAGCCCAGGAAGACCCACAAGACCUGGACCCCCAAGAAGCCUCCUCCACAAGCUCCAGAAGCCCCCAGAGAGGCUCCAACACCGGCUCCUCAGGAUGCUUCCAUGACCGAGCAGGUUAAACCCGAGCCUCCGUCUCGCAUCAGGACCAAGCAGGUGGUGAAGACGGUGACCAGCGGCGUCCAGGAGAAGAGCGCCGGCGUCGGGCUCCUCACCGAGAAGAUCCAGAAGGAACAUCUGCCAUCUGGAGAGGAGAUCGACCAGCUACUGAAGAAGAAGAGUUCUCCAACACGGAGAAGGAAGUGUUCCAACAUGGUGUCUUCUCUGACCAGGAGCUGGAAGCAGGUGGAGACUGAUCACAGGGCUAGAAGGGAUGGAGGAGGUCCAGGAGGAGGAGGAGAAACCAGCAGGACAGAGGGCCGAGGACACAUGGAGGCAGAGAAGAAGAACCUGGACGUGGAGGACAAACAAAAGAUGGACAUUAAUAAAGAAGAACAGAGCGGUUCUGAAGGAGACUCUGAGCUGGCAGUGAGGAUUAAGAGACCUUCAGCUCCAGCGUACAAGAAGGAGGCCGAGGACGCCAACAAGAUCAACGCUCUGUCCAAGAAGUUCAGCGCCGUGGGCAGCCUGAAGAGCCGCUGGCAGAACUGGGCCUCGGAGCACUCGGUGGGCCAGAAGCUGAACCCGUUCAGCGAGUACUUCGACUACGACUACUCCAUGUCGCUGCGGCUGCAGAAGGGCCAGGAGGGCUACGGCCGGCCCAAGGACGGAACCAAGACCGCCGAACGGGCCAAACGGGCCGAGCAGCACAUCCACCGGGAGAUCGCCGACAUGUGCUACGUGAUCAGGACCAUGGCCGACCCGGAUCCAGACGGGAAGACGCGGGUCACGUUCGGGCAGCUGUUCGACAGGUACGUCCGGAUCUCUGACAAGGUGGUCGGGAUUCUGAUGAGGGCCCGGAAACACGGGAAGGUGGCGUUCGAAGGGGAGAUGCUGUGGCAGGGCCAGGACGACGGAGUCAUCAUCACGCUGCUGGUGUAGAACCAACCGGGUCAGAGGUCGCUGGAACCCUCUGGCAGCUGAUUGGACAACACACCUGAA
Molecule: messenger RNA, 1324 nt
Organism: Stegastes partitus (bicolor damselfish)
Lineage: Eukaryota; Metazoa; Chordata; Actinopteri; Pomacentridae
Gene: abrab
Product: actin binding Rho activating protein b
Exons: 3
Coding region: 50-1264 (404 amino acids)
Biological process (GO): positive regulation of transcription by RNA polymerase II; positive regulation of Rho protein signal transduction
Cellular component (GO): sarcomere
Molecular function (GO): actin binding
Source: RefSeq, a predicted model, not a curated record